GUGCGGAUCUGUUAUGUGGCGGGUUGCCAGGUAUAUUUCAUCUAAUUAUCUGAAUGUUUGUUUGUUUGUUUGUUUGUUUGUUUGUUUUCUUCGAGAGGCCUGAUUGGUUGUCAAUCAUUUUUUGGAACCUGCCCAAUUUAUAAUGACUACUCACGACGACAUCAGACAGCCUUCUCACAGAGAGGUAGAUUCCCUGAGAAACCUCUUGCUUGCUGGGAUUUUCAGCUGACGACGUUCAGUGCAGCUUUACAAUUCAACAUGUACCCUAACAGAAGUGGACCUGGUGGGUUUAAUCCAAAGCACAGAAACUACAAUGGUAACAACAGACUGAACCCUGAUCUAAACAAUAUGAGUCUGGCAGGAAAUAGCAAGGAUGACAUUGCGAAUCACGAGAACGGGGAUAACGCUUCUGGAGCACAAACUACACCGUCCCCACAAAACGAAGGACAGGCACAGUACAUGGGUGGAUAUUCCAUGAUCCGCCCUAAUGAAUCAAGGAGAAGUAAAUUGCAGAGCAUGGCACAAAAAGAAGAAGCAGAUCUGCAGCAAUGGAGGGAAGCACACAAGCCUGGUCCAAUUAACCUGGAUCCUGCACAGCUGGGUGGAGGUAUAUUAAUGGCUGAGGCCAGGCAAAUGCAAAUGUUGAACCACCAGCAAUCGAAGUACCAAAAAAAGGUAAGGAUGACUGCAUUUGCAUGUUGGAGCAGCAGAAAUCCAGAGAAUGAAAGAGGCACAGAGGGAAAAGGCAAACAGGCUUGAAGAAAAGAGGCUGCAACAGGAGAGACAAAGAAGGGAACAAUACAAAAAGGACCAGCAAGCCAAAACCCAUGCUUUUCUGCAGAAGAUUGAAUCAUCCCAGCCUUUAGCGAAUUCAGCUCCGAUAUCAAUGAGCAGCUCUCUGCCAACAUCAUCUUGGGCUAAAGUGCAUAACUAUAGAGAGACGCAAAGAGAGGAGGAGAACCAGGCCCUGUGGCAAUGUAAAGAAGAGCAAAGAAGAAAGAGUGAGAUACUUGAGGAAAUACAAAAACAGAAAAUGAAGGAAACAGAGCGUGAACUACAAAAUGAGCGCAGGAGGGUUAAUGAAGCGUUUCUGGACCGACUUCAAAGAGACGUACAGUCAGGUAGGAAGGAGGCGCUCUUUCCUGUUGGUGUGGAAGCAGAAAGAGGCCUGUGUGCAGAUGCAGCUCCAGAAGCACACAGGCCAGAGAGUGAAGCAGACGGGGAGGAAGAGGACGAAGACAACCAUGAAUGGACACUGAUGAAACUUCACAAUGCUUUUCCUUUCUGUGAACAAUCUUUCUUAGAGGAAAUAGUGACUCAGUGCAAUGGAGAUUACAGGCAAGCCUACCAACUGCUUCAGUAGCAGAGUGAAACUAGCUGCUUUGGGCCAGUUUCAGACUCUGCAUAGAUAUUUUUAUAA
Messenger RNA from Acipenser ruthenus (sterlet), 1420 nucleotides. RefSeq names its product epithelial-stromal interaction protein 1-like. Bases 722 to 1363 code for a protein of 213 amino acids. Lineage: Eukaryota; Metazoa; Chordata; Actinopteri; Acipenseriformes; Acipenseridae. The transcript is spliced from 10 exons. The record is from RefSeq and is a predicted model, not a curated record.